ACGGCGUAUGCUGUAAAAUCUGGCACAAUUCGACACGUUAUGUCAGGCCAUUGCUUACACCCUCAAGAUCACUGCGAAGGCCUCCAAUGGUGGACUGAAUUCUUGUCACGCUCCUAGAACACUCUCGCGUCCCUUUCACUCACUCAAUCGACACACACAUAACCCAGUGACUCUUCAUCCUUCGCAAGAGCCGGCCCACCUUUUAAUAAAUAAAAUCUCAGAAAAAAUUUAGUGUUUUUCACGUUAUUAUAUUGAAAAAAAUAUAUAAAGAUCAUCAUGAUCCCAAUGUCAUCUUCAGGGUACAGUUCGUAGAUUGAUAAUGGCGAGUAUAUCAAACACACUUUCAUUGAAGCAUGGGCUUUCUCUGUGGUGUCCACAGUCAACUCCCUUGAAUCGAAUUCAUCGGGGUUCUUGUUCAUUUCCUUCCAGAAGCUUCCGUAGAUGCUUCACGGUCUCUGCUUCCUCUUUCGCCAAUGAAAAUCGGGAGUUUGUGAUAGUAGGAGGUGGGAAUUCAGCGGGAUAUGCAGCUCGGACUUUUGUAGAGCAUGGAAUGGCUAGUGGAAAGCUUUGCAUUGUCUCCAAAGAGGCAUAUGCACCGUAUGAGCGGCCAGCAUUGACAAAAGCUUAUUUGUUCCCUUUGGAUAAAAAGCCAGCUCGAUUGCCAGGUUUCCAUACUUGUGUUGGCACGGGUGGAGAAAGGCAAACUCCUGACUGGUACAAGGAGCAAGGAAUAGAGAUGUUGUACGAAGAUCCGAUAGUCAAUGUUGAUACUGAAAAGCAAACAUUGAAAACAAAUUCUGGAAAAUUGCUCAAAUAUGGAUCCCUCAUUAUUGCUACUGGUUGUUCAGCCUCCAGAUUUCCAGAUAAAAUUGGAGGAAACUUACCUGGUGUUCACUAUAUCCGGGAUGUUGCAGAUGCUGAUUCAUUGAUAUCCUCGUUGGAGAAAGCGAAAAAAGUCGUGGUUGUUGGUGGUGGUUAUAUUGGCAUGGAAGUUGCAGCAGCAACUAGUGGUUGGAAUCUUGAUACCACUGUGAUAUUUCCGGAAGAUCAUCUUAUGCCAAGAUUGUUCACUCCAUCACUUGCCCAAAAGUAUGAAAAGCUAUACCAAGAUUAUGGUGUUAAAUUUGUCAAGGGCACUUCCAUAAAGAAUUUAGAAGCUGGUCCUGAUGGACAUGUGUCUGGUGUUAAACUCGAGAAUGGAUCCACCAUUGAAGCAGACACGGUUGUCAUUGGAAUUGGAGCAAAACCUGCUGUGGGUCCCUUUGAAAAGAUUGGCUUAAAUAGCAGCGUGGGAGGAAUACAGGUUGAUGGCCAGUUUAGAACGGGCAUACCAGGAAUUUUUGCAAUCGGAGAUGUUGCGGCGUUCCCCUUAAAGGUGUGUUCUUUUUACGAACUAAAAGUAGAAAACUUAGUUUUUCAUGGAGUCAUGAUCUCACGUCGUGUUAAACUGAAACAGAUUUACGACCGAAUUUCAAGGGUUGAGCACGUUGAUCAUGCUCGUCGAUCUGCUCAACAUUGUGUUAAAUCACUACUAACUGCACAUACGGACACGUAUGACUAUCUCCCAUAUUUUUACUCAAGGGUUUUUGAGUACGAAGGGAGCCCAAGAAAAGUCUGGUGGCAGUUCUUCGGAGACAAUGUUGGAGAGACUGUUCAAAUCGGAAAUUUUGAUCCAAAAGUUGCAACUUUCUGGAUUGACUCUGGUAUACUAAAGGGAGUUCUUCUUGAAAGUGGAACAGCAGAGGAAUUCCAACUGCUCCCUAAACUCGCAAGGAGCCAACCUUCAAUCGACAAAGCCAAACUUCAGAAUGCAUCUUCUGUCGAGGAGGCACUAGAAAUUGCUCGAGCUUCAUUACAGGUUGGAGCUGCAGAUUAGUUUGUAUCGUUAGCUGGAUAUUGCAUAAUUAAAAUCAUAGGGACAUUCCUUUUUCCCCCGUCGUUGGUCUACAUUUCAUGGUUUAUAUAGAGGAUACCUUAUAUUAAUAAGCCCAAGCUUCUGCCUGUAACUUGAAUACCUCAUUUUUAUUACUUGACAUGCCAAAUAAAGUUGUGAGAGAGAGAGAGGUUAUGACAGUGCAUCAGUUGGGCAAGCGCAUGUUAUAUGGUAUAUUUUGACUUACAUUUACAUUUCAUUUUUAUCACUUGCGCGUUUAAGAC
Olea europaea var. sylvestris is the source of this 2157-nucleotide messenger RNA. RefSeq names its product monodehydroascorbate reductase, chloroplastic/mitochondrial. The record is from RefSeq and is a predicted model, not a curated record. The transcript is spliced from 16 exons. The coding region runs from base 320 to 1876 and encodes 518 amino acids. Gene Ontology annotation, cellular component: cytoplasm. Lineage: Eukaryota; Viridiplantae; Streptophyta; Magnoliopsida; Lamiales; Oleaceae. Gene Ontology annotation, molecular function: flavin adenine dinucleotide binding; oxidoreductase activity, acting on NAD(P)H.